Messenger RNA from Penicillium verhagenii, 1992 nucleotides. RefSeq names its product Rad21/Rec8 N terminal domain protein. Gene Ontology annotation, cellular component: synaptonemal complex; cohesin complex. NCBI's taxonomy places the organism in Eukaryota, Fungi, Ascomycota, Eurotiomycetes, Eurotiales, Aspergillaceae. The record is from RefSeq and is a predicted model, not a curated record. Gene Ontology annotation, molecular function: chromatin binding; protein binding. Gene Ontology annotation, biological process: synaptonemal complex assembly; replication-born double-strand break repair via sister chromatid exchange; mitotic sister chromatid cohesion. Bases 1 to 1992 code for a protein of 663 amino acids. The transcript has 5 exons.
AUGUUCUACAGUCACGAAGUCCUCACCUCGCCCGAGUGCGGCGUUGCGACGAUCUGGCUCGUCGCCACACUCGGAUCCCGAUCUAUCACCAGACGAUUCAAUCGCAAGGCUAUUUUCGACGUUGACGUGCCCGGAGCAUGCAAUGUCAUUGUCAACCCCGAGGCGCCGAUGGCGCUGCGUCUGCAAGGGAACCUGUUAUUCGGCAUCUCACGAGUUUAUCACGAACAGUGCGGCUAUACCCUCCUCGACGCGCAGACCAUGCACGACAAGAUGGUUUCAAUGCUGAGGGCCUUACCUGGCGGAGGACUGGAUCCUGAUGCCGGCAAGGCGAAACCUAGCAAUCUACUUUUACCAUAUGAUCCCGCUUUUAUCCCCGAGACCAACCUCCCCGGUCUCAACAUCGACUUCACCAUGAUUGACCUUCUGGCCGACGAAAUGUCAGGCAAGUGGUCUAAUCUUUUGCUCAAGACACCCCCCGGUAGCGAAUCGAGCGCAUCUCACCUCAGCGUCCGUUUGGAACUGGGCUCAGACGAUCUUCUUCGUGGUGGAGACAUGUCCGACUUUAAUGCUGGGGGUAUUGCAAUUUCCCAGAACGACGGACGCUUGAAGCGAGAGCGCCCGGGAGACGAAGAAGGCGUCUUGCUGCAGCCAGACUUUGAGAUCGAUGAGAAUGGCAAUAUAGUUGAAUUUGACGACAGUAAUCUUUCACCAAGAAAAAGACGGAAGCCCAGCACGGAGCUCGAGGGCAACCAGGGCUAUACUGUGGAUCAGACUGGCGAGGCGAUGGAUCUCACAGAGGAAGUGGCUUUGGCCAGAGACGAUGCCAUGGUGAAUGCCACGUGUAUUAUGGAAACAAUCAAUCCCGUUGAAGGUGGUCAGAACUCGGACAGACCAGCCGAGCAAGAGGAGACCGAAUCAGUGAUGGAGCGACAAGCGCGUCAGUACAACCGGGUUAUCAAGACCAUCAACUCCGACGACACCAUUUCUCUCCGCAAUACAGAUCUCGCACGAUGGAACAAUGAGUACGUGGCCAACAUGGCGCUUGCGUUGAAGCAGAAACAGAAGAACAAGAUCCAAAACAAUGUGAAGAAGAACGGUGCAUUCUGGGUCUUUGGCCAAGGCAUCGGGUCGGUGGGCAUCGGACUAGGCGCAGCACAUGCAAACCACCCACUGAAGUGCUUCUCGGGCGAAGAGCUUUAUGACGCAGUCUGCGGUAAUACCAAACCAUCCACGACCGAAAAAGAAGUCCGCAAGUCUGGCGAUGGAGGCGAUGAAGAUGAAGACCAGCUGCGCCGUGCGCAGGACAAAGGCAAGGGCUCACAGCUGGACAGCGAAAUCGGCCGUCACGCGCCCCCCAGUCUGAUGGAUGAGCACUCCUCCCAAAUGCCAUGGAACCUGGCCUCAGCCCAAAGCUCCCGGAUCGGACGCCUGGGAAGCCUGAGCGAGCUCUCUGGGAAAUUCGGAAUCGGCGACUCGAGUCUCCGAGGAAGCGGAUUUCGACGAGGCCGUCUCACGAGCGCCAGUCCGCUCGCCGGACGAGGAUACCGCGACCACUAUGAUUCUCUUCCCCUCUCGGGUGAAGAGGGUCUCGGCGGAGGACUCGAUGAAGAGCUUGAAAUCUCCAGAUACCUGGAGGCUGAACUUGCGGUCGACAAGGAGGACAUUACGACCUUGUCGCGUCGGACAUCGGCCAUGGACCGCGUUGCGUCGCAGCUGGACCAGGAGAGUAUGAACUUCUUUGAUUUCAUCCGGGAUAUGAUGAUGGUUGGCGAGGAUGGGGAGAGCCUCGGGAUGGAAAUGGCGUUUUCGGACCUUCUCCCGCCCGGCAAGACGUCACGCACUGUGGCUACGCAGGGACUGAUGAAUGUGCUUACGCUUGCUACCAAGGGAGUUUUGACGGUUUCGCAAGAGCCGUACCGUGAUGAUGGGGUUGGGGGUUGGGGGAAGAGAUAUGAUUACGGGGAGAUUUUUAUGCGCAUGGAGGGGUCGUGA